Molecule: messenger RNA, 2611 nt
Organism: Seriola dumerili (greater amberjack)
Lineage: Eukaryota; Metazoa; Chordata; Actinopteri; Carangiformes; Carangidae
Gene: dachc
Product: dachshund homolog 1-like
Exons: 11
Coding region: 181-2040 (619 amino acids)
Source: RefSeq, a predicted model, not a curated record
CCACACACGGACCCUGUCUCCACUCCUCUCCUCUUCUUUUAUCCCCCUCUCCUCCUCGGCACACUCAAUGCGCAGUUCCCUUCGCUAAGCAGCUGUUUUUGUUCGGCGAAGUUACUUUCUUAAAUAGUUGACUUUGAAGUUUACUUUUUUUUUUUUUUUUAAAGAAAAUUAUUCUCGGACAUGACCACCAUGGCAACUCCGGCUGCUCCGGCUCUGCUCCCCGCCGCUCCACUCGGGCACCACCCGGCGCCGAGUUCCGUGUCUCCGGCCACCAACUCUCCGCCACCUGCGGCCACCUCCGCCUCUUCUUCCCCGGCUCCUCCGGUGGCGCACCCAGCGCUGCUUCACCAGUUCAGGGCGGACCUCUUACUACCAAACGGGACCCCGUUAAAGACCGGUGGUGCUCCCGUGUCCAGCAGCGCUAAGCCCGUGUACGCCACCCCGUCGCCAGUGGAGAGCACGCCGCAGAACAACGAGUGCAAACUGGUGGAGGUGAAAGGUGCCAAGCUGGCCUCGUUCACGGUGAAAGACACGGAGCUCAUCUGCCUCCCUCAGGCUUUCGACGUGUUUCUCAAGCACCUAGUCGGGGGACUCCACACCGUCUACACCAAGCUGAAACGGCUGGACAUUACCCCGGUGGUGUGCAACGUGGAGCAGGUCCGGGUGCUGCGGGGGCUUGGGGCCAUCCAGCCCGGGGUGAACCGGUGCAAACUCAUCUCCAGGCAGGACUUCGAGACGCUCUACAACGACUGUACCAACGCAAGUUCGAGGCCUGGACGACCGCCCAAGAGGCUGCAAAGUGUGACCGAGGGCGGGACUCACCACAUGCUGUCCCACAGUGGUCUGAUGCACGCUGGGAUCAUGCCUCCUGCAGAUCUGUCUGCCCUGGCCAAGAAGAUCAAGCUGGAGGCGAUGGCAGGUUACCACAGCAACCAGCAACAUGGCGGGCCAAACGGAGAGAACGGUGACCACAACCCCGGACUGGUUCUGGAUCAGUUGCCCUUCAUGAUGAUGUCACAUCCUCUGAUCCCUGCAAGCCUGGCGCCAGCCUCCGUUUCCAUGGCGAUGGGCCAGAUGAACCGAUUGAGCACACUAGCCAGCAUGGCCAACGUGGCGCAACUUCACGCCAACCCCCCUGCUAGGGCUCCCACCUCCGUCAUUAAGGAACGAAUGCGUGAUAGCCCUUCACCCUCUCCCUCAUUGGAGGAAGGUCAGAUGUCAUCCAAUCACAGCAGCAGCGUGUCGAGUUCACCGUCUCACACAGAACGCACUGCAGAAACCACACACCCGCUGCAUGACGGCCUGUCAUCAAGUCACAGUGUGUUGGGACAUUCCCCUGGCAUGGUGCAGGGGUCCAGAGAGGCAGAUGUGACUCCAGUGGAAUACAGCAAGGAGAGCAAGAGGAGCCACACUGACAGAGAUAACAGCUCCUUGGCCACUCAGACAACCAGGGAGAGCUGUGAUAGACAAGUCUACCAGAAACCCCCGUCAGGCAGGGAGGGCUGUGAUAGGGUAUCUUAUCCUGCGGGACAGAAGCUCCCAGCAGGUCUCCACCACACUCCCUUCAUCUUCCCCGAAGGCUUGUCCUCCAUAGAGACACUGCUCACGAACAUCCAGCAGGGUCUGCUGAGGGUUGCCAUAGAAAACGCCCGGGCGCAGGAGAAGCAGGACCAGCUGGAGAGGACGGAGCUGAAGAUGGAGCUGGUACGAGAGAGGGAGCUCAGAGAGACCUUGGAGCGACAGCUGAGCAUCGAACAGAAAAACAGAGUUCUGAUUCAGAAGCGCCUGAAGAAGGAAAAGAGAAGUAAGAGGAGACUACAGGAGGCUUUGGAGGAGGAGGUCAAACUCCGUGAUCAGGCAGAGCACAGCCUGCUGCACACUGCCAACACGCACACAGGCCAUCAAUCAUCAGCAGCCCCUCCUCACACAGAAUCUUUGACCCAAGACGUGGAUGGGAGCAACCACGAUGACAACAGGCUGGACACCAAGGCAACAGUACAAGAGGGCAGAGUGUUCCUGCAGACCACUGGGAUGUACUGAAGACUUUGUGGAUGGAUGGAUGAAUGGAUGGAAGGAUGACUGGAUGGAUGGAUCAAUGGAGUGACGAAGAUUCCUCAUUUAUGAGAAAUACAAUUGACAGGCAUGCUCAGUCGCACAGUGGCAUCUGAGAUAAACACCUCCACCUCCUCACGAGGACUCCCCUACAUUUUAAGGGUGACCUUUGAACUUUCCCAUUGUUCUCUUGUUUUAAUUUAUUCCAUUUAUCACCGAAUCUUGGCCGUAGUGGGAACAGUACUUUAUUCUGAUGAUGUGUUUGACUGUGUUUCUUUCAAUCAAGGUUUUUAGAUCCUAGAUGAAGAUGACCAUAGUUGUUUUUUGUCAGUGCUGUUUAUCUGGACACAAAUGCUGAAUAUUACUUGUAACAGAGUUGUGUACAUAUAUAUAGUCAUCAUUUUUGUUAUUAUUAUUAUCAAAAAAACAUAAUGGCAUGUUGUACAGUCAGUAAACGACUUGUAUUGUGUAUGUUAUGCAGUAGUGCAGUUUGACAAUACAAACAAUACAAAUCCUUUUUAUUAAACUGUGUUAGUGCUUCUUUCUUUUUUUUCACAAG